Molecule: messenger RNA, 477 nt
Organism: Capsicum annuum
Lineage: Eukaryota; Viridiplantae; Streptophyta; Magnoliopsida; Solanales; Solanaceae
Exons: 2
Coding region: 1-477 (158 amino acids)
Biological process (GO): chromatin remodeling
Cellular component (GO): nucleus
Source: RefSeq, a predicted model, not a curated record
AUGGGGGAGGUUAAGAGGGUUAGUGAUAGGCUGAUAAAGAUUAAGUUAGUUAUCGGGGGUUUAUCGUUACACUUGUGUAGUGUUUAUGCGCCGCAGGCGGGCUUGGAGGAGGAGGUGAAGGCGAGAUUUUGGAAGAAUUUGGAUAAGAUGGUGAGAAAUGCGCAUAACUCUGAGAAAAUCAUCAUAGCAGGGGACUUUAUUGGGCACAUUGGAAUCUUACCAGGAGGCUAUGAUGAUGUGCGCGGUGAUUUUGGCUUCGGUGUUAGAAAUGGCGAUGGAGAUGCCUUAUUGGAUUUUGCAAGAGCCUUUGGGCUGGAGGUCUACAAGGUAGCUAGGAAAGAGGCUAAGUUAGCAGUUACAGCUGCUAAGUCAGCAACGUUUGAGAGUUUGUAUGCCGGGUUUGAGGAGAAAGGAGGAGAAAAAAGGUUGUAUAGGCUUGCAAAGGAUGGGGAGCGGAAGGGUCGUGACCUAGAUUAA